AAAACUCAAACAAACUUAAAUUUUGAUAUCUGAGUCUAGACAUGAUUGUUGUUCUAAGUUAAAGAUAACCUACUAGUUACAAUCAAUUAUGAAGAUUUUGUCACAAGUUUCAGUAUUUGUGGCAGUGACUGCUUUUUCUUAUCUUGUACGGAAAACCGACUGUCUGGAUUGUUUUACCUGUAUAAAUGCAACUGCAAUACCACAAUGUAAAGCUACAAGAACAUGUUCGUCUGGAGAGGUAUGUUACGCAGAACACACUCAUUCGGCAACUGGUAAUGUAUUUUCGUUUGGAUGCAGACCAGCGAAAAUGUGUUCAAAUUUGAUGACAACACCAACCGCAAUUACGGGGUCACUAGUGGGUCGGUCUUCUCCUACGGACUCAACUUGCACGGAGUGUUGCAUGGACCAAAACUGUAACAGACAGCUGUGUCAGAACUCCUAUCCGCACUGUAAAGACAGCCCAAAGGCCAAUUGUGCAGUGGUUGGAGCUAUGUUAAAUAUAUGUUUGGAUACACAGCAUGCAAAAAUUUCCUGUCGCAGAUUUUGUGGAUUGUGUAAUUAUUACGACGGCUCUUGGGCAAGUUGGAUGGCAUGGUCAAAGUGUGACGUUACAUGUGGAAAGGGAGUCCAAUCACGUUCAAGGACUUGCACAGAGCCAUCUCCGUCAGGUGGUGGGUUAGAUUGUGUUGGUAAUUUACACAACACUAAAUCUUGUGAACUAUCGCCAUGCCCUGUUCACGGCGGAUGGUCUGGUUGGGCCUCUUGGGGUAGCUGUAGUGUAACCUGUGGAAUCGGAAUGCAACGAAGAGACAGAUCGUGCUCUAAUCCUUAUCCGAGUAGAUGUGGAAAUCAUUGCUUUGGAGAAUCAAGAGAUGACAGGAUUUGUUUAACUAAAGCUUGCCAAGACGGUGGGUGGUCAUCGUGGAAUGUUUGGACCAGGUGUAGUGCAACAUGUGGCGAGGGAAUAAAAACCCGAACGCGGCUCUGUGACAAUCCUUUGCCAUCAUUACUCGGGCAAUACUGUGUGGGGGAACCAUUUGAAGUGAGCUUAUGUAACGAUAAACAUUGCCAAGUUACAAAUGGUGCCUGGGGGCAGUGGACAUAUUGGUCAACGUGCACUCUAAAUUGUAAAUUAGGAAUACAAUCUCGACACAGGAAUUGUAAUAAUCCGGAACCUUCUAUUGGAGGAAACAUGUGCACUGGCAGCUCAUUUGAAAUAGCACAAUGUGACGGGAAGACGUCCUGUGAAAUUAUGGAUGGUACCUGGAGUAUAUGGUCGUCAUGGAAUUAUUGCCACCCAACUGGACCGAGCUAUGAAAAGGAUCGAUAUCGAAUUUGCGAAAAUGGGACUGUGUGCUUUGGAAAAAGUAGAGAGUAUAGAGUUUGUGGUUAAUGAAUAAUAAUUCACUACUGUCUUAAACUACAUAAUUAUUCAGUUUCAUUCGUGAAUUUUUGAAUUUAUAGAUUGAGAGAAAUAACACAUCGGUCUUUGACGAAACGAUACAUGAGAUAAUAAAUCAAACAUUGAUGACAAUCGCGAUUAUAUGAAUGCUUUCGAUUCCAGGCAUUUAGGUAUCUUCUUUUUCCAAACAACAACAACUGGUUGCGCUUAAUGCUUUGAAAUGUGAGUUAUUUAAAAAAGCUCAACAAAACAUGAAUUUUUGACCUACUGACGCCAUGUUGUUUUAUUGUCC
Molecule: messenger RNA, 1694 nt
Organism: Ruditapes philippinarum (Manila clam)
Lineage: Eukaryota; Metazoa; Mollusca; Bivalvia; Venerida; Veneridae
Product: coadhesin-like
Exons: 11
Coding region: 89-1393 (434 amino acids)
Source: RefSeq, a predicted model, not a curated record